UUGCGACGACGCUGGGUAAAUCAUCUGGACACUGGGUCUCACUAUCGCCAAAUAUAUUUGGAGAUCGGCUUCGGCUACGGCUUGGCAGACAUUUUUUUCUUUCUACAAUUUUAAAUUAAAUUUAUUAGAAUAAAUGCUUCGAACACACGCGAUCUAAGUACCUUUUGUGUUUAUUAUACCUUACCUACCUAGGUAUAAAAAGAGUACUUACGUAGAUUUUCUUUUAUUAACUGUUUUAUACGAAGAUCUUGAUCUCUCAAAUUAGCAUCCAUUUUACUUCCAGUGAUUAUCAACUAAAUUAAUAAUCCACAAAGUAUUAAAUAACGUUUUUAUGAAAUAUUUAGCACAAAAACAAUACCCUUUAAAUAUCGAUCGUCAGUAACUGUGGCUGACUUACCUAUAUUCUAGCAAGCAGGACUGCCAGAUGUGAAGGGGAAAUCCCCAAUAAAUUGUUGCAUGUGACUGAUGAUGUGAGCAUGUUCGUUUCAUAAUAAAAAUGUUGCCAGGUAACCAAAAAGUCGUAUGUUUUUGUGCGAAUUACGAUCAUAAUCUUUACGAUCGUACAUUAAAAAAUAGACAAAUAAUAGUAUGAGUACGAUUUAAAUCGUAUAUCUGUCAACCCUGCUAGCAAGACAGCGACAAAAUCACGUUGCAUAACAAUGUAGCCCAAGCUUAUAUCUUAUGAAAUAUACGGAAGAGAUACGGACUUAGAAAAAACAGAAAUGUUGUUCUUUGUGGAAGUCAUUGAUGAAAUUCUAUGUAUUUUAGCCCGCAAACUUUCUUCAAACAAAAACAGCGCCAUCUAGUAUCGAGUUCUGUAAUUAUCUCUUUGUUUAUGGAUUUGAAGUAAGACCGCCACGCAUGCAAUACAUUAUGACUGGGGAUUCCCCUAUUCGUCGACGCUGAAUAUGAGGCGACGACAAUCACUGUCAAACGUGUUCACUAUUACUCUGACUCUGGUAACGUGACUUCCUGGUAACGUGUUAGGUAGGAAAAGCAGUAAAAAAGUGCAUAUUAAGGGAGCAGAUUUGAAAUAAUAUUUAUACUUAACAAGAAAUAAUUAAAGGUUCAAUGGGGAGACCUAAAGAUUUACGCAUAUGGGAGCACUACCGUACUUUACCAAACAAGUCUGUUUCUUGCAAGCUUUGUAAUAAGGUCUACAAAUUCAGUAAUGCUGCCAAAAUGCUUCAACAUCUUAUCACUUGUCCAAAAUCUCCAGAAACAUUAAAAGACUCUAUGAAACUUAUAAAAGAUAGCUCGUCCAAAACCAAAAUGUCUGGACUGUCAGAGAUAGAGACAAAUGAUUCUUUUAUAAGCCCCUCGUCGUCUGCUAACACUACAAUAAAUGCUGAGUUUCAAGACACCGAUGAUCAUAUAAAAACAGAAUUAGCGAGAGCUAUAUUUGUAACAGGGACGCCAUUAUCGAUGGUGCAACAUCCUUUAUGGAUACAAUUUUUCGAAAAAUUGCAACCAAAAUUUAAAAUACCUUCACGUAAAGCUUUAGCGACAAAAUACUUAGAUAAAAUAUAUAGAGAAAUGCGUUUUGAGUUAAAUGAGGAACUAAAUGCUUGUAGUUACUUACACCUUCAGUGCGAUGGCUGGUCUAAUUUAAGAAAUGAAGGAAUAAUAAACUUUCUUAUAUCAAAACCUCAACCUGCAUACGUUAAAAGUUUGAAUACAGAAAGUAAUCCUCACACUAGUGAAUACCUUAGCCAAGAAGUUGAAAAAGUAAUGAAAGUGUAUGGAGCAAAUAAGUUUCUUGUACUUAUUGGCGAUAACGCUAGAAAUAUACAAAAGGCAUUCGAAUUAACAAAACUCAAAUAUCCACAUGUUGUUCCUCUCGGUUGCUGUGCACAUAUCCUUAACUUGUUGUGCCAAGAUAUUGUAAAGAUACAAGAAGUAACUGUGUUUAUUAUGCAAGCCAUAAAUAUAAUAAAAACUUAAAAGGAGUCAACGAUUAAGUUCCUUGUUGAUAAAAUCAAGGCAGGGUGAAGAUUCUACACAAACACUAAAAUUGCCUUGUGCUACAAGAUGGGGAAGUCAUGUUACUUCGUUAAAAAGUUUGAAAGCAAAUAAGAUAGCUUUGCAAAUAUUAACAGUUAGAGAAGAUGUGGUAAUUUCAAGAGAUAUUAAAGAUUUAAUUCUAAGUGAUGAUUUCUGGACGAAGACAGGGGAAUGUAUAAGUAUUUUGGAACCAGUCACUGAAAGCAUAUUUUACUUAGAGAGCGACCAGAAUCGUUUGCAUCGCACAUACAUUACAUUUAGAGAUGUACAAGCUAAGAUACGUUUUGCAUUAAAUGAGAUUUCGACAUUGAGCGAAGAAAGCAAACAGCAGAUUCUAACAUCAGUAUCUUCAAGAUGCAAUAUGGCAAUGAGGCCAAUACAUUUUGCAGCAUAUAUUCUAGACCCCAGGACUCUAGGAGUCGAACUUACUCAAGAGGAAGAACUUAAGGGUAUGGAGUUUAUCUACAAUUUAAGCCAACACUUAAGUUUGUCAAAUGUAAUGGCAGAUUUGGCGUGUUAUAAAGCUAAAGAAAACUUUUGGGCCAGAGGAUUUGUAUGGAGCUCAUUAGAUAGCAUUGAGCCCCUAAUAUGGUGGAAAGGUAUUUGUGGUUCCACUGAGUUAAGCAAAGUAGCGAUUCGUAUUCUAUCAGCUCCCUGUACUUCGGCAGCCACUGAGCGUUCCUUUAGUAUCCAAGGCUACAUACAUAAUAACAAAAGAAAUCGACUUACAACUGAAAGAACUGAAAAAAUUUCAUUCAUUUGUUAUAACUGGAAUCUUAAACAUAAAGCUGAAUGCGAGGACAUUCAGUUUAAUGAAGAAAAUACCUUAGAAGCUUUCAUUGAGCAAGUAAAUGAACAUAACAGUUUAGACGAAAUAGAGCCUAUCGAACCUAUACAAUUCAUCGCUUGUAAUAACUCUGAAUCUGACAGUGAUUGACUGUAGUUUUACAUUUUACUUUCAUCUCUUUCUUAAUAAACUCAAAAUCAAAUUAAAAGUUUUUUAUUCUGUAGGCUGCAUAAUAAUAUUGUCUAUGUCCAGUAUAGUGGACGUCUUGCGGCUGAGAUGACGAUGAUGAAGUACAAAAUCAUAAACACCCAAAAAUUUGGGUGUUUAUGGGGUUUAAACCCAAUAAACCCAAAACACCCGGUUUUUACCCACCAGACUUUAAACCCACCCAGGUGGAUUGCCCAUCU
Molecule: messenger RNA, 3198 nt
Organism: Galleria mellonella (greater wax moth)
Lineage: Eukaryota; Metazoa; Arthropoda; Insecta; Lepidoptera; Pyralidae
Exons: 2
Coding region: 1072-1944 (290 amino acids)
Molecular function (GO): DNA binding
Source: RefSeq, a predicted model, not a curated record